AGAAAACAAGGCAGAAAUCCAUCAGCUGCUCCACGACCAGAAGUGCUGCAAAGCCUUUCUGGGGACAUGGGCCCCCCAGGCCCCCCCACGCUCACCCACAGCCCCGGGGGUACCGGGCACCCCGCAGCCUCAUCCGCAGGGAGAGCUGCUGCUGCUGUCUGGAGGCCAUGACUGGGGCGUGAAGGGCGCGCCGUGCUGCGGCAGCCCCACCAUGCUGGACACCAUCAGCAGUCAGUACGACUCCUUCAUCUACUGGAGGAUGCCCAUCCCGAGGCUGGAGCUGGCAGAGCUGGAGGGGCUGGGCUUGGGCCAGGGAUCCCUCUAUGCACCCCACAGCAAACUGCCCGAGGCAGCCCAGGAGCCCGGCUGUGCGGAGGAGGACAGCCUGCUGCCCUUCAGCAGCUUCAACUUCUGGAGGGCACCCAUCGCCAGCAUCAGCUCCUUCGACUUCGACCUCAUCUGAUGCCCUCCUCCCCACUCCCCCAUCGCCAGGCAUGCCGGGGUUCAGUUCUGUUGGUUCUGUACGGUGUCAGGUGUUUGGUUUCGCUUUAUUUUAAGCCCUCAGGCACUGCUAAGGAAGCCCACGCUCAGCCCAGCCCUGCGGUGGGCGCCGGCAUCGCCUCACCUCCUCCAUCCCUCCUGGGAUCGCAGCAGGGCGAGCGGAGCCGGGCCAUCCUUGGGGCAAUGGAGCCCAUCUGCUUCGUCCUCAGCCUGGCUUCACUCCUCAGUGCUGUGCUGAAAUCAGAAGGAACCAAAGCUCCAAUCACUUCGGCUUUCUGUGUGCUUUGGUCGUGGUGUUUUAUUUCUUCCCCCUAAGAUUGUUUUCUGGGAGAGCAAACAGCAGCUCGGUUGCUGUGGGUGCGUUUGGGGUUGGAUGUAGUGCCAUGGGAAGCCAUAGCAAAGCUGUGAUGCAGAACAUCCCAAAAGUGACCUAAAAGAAGACGGGCAGGCAGCUGGUGGCAGUCAGAGCGCUGGGAAGGCACCAAAGAGGCAAAUAUGGGCACAGUGUGCACCCCCCCAUGAGAGAUGGGCACCUCCAGCCGUCACCCGUUGCUGGCAGAGCUGGAAAAUUCCAACUCCAGAGCACAGGCUGGAAAGGUGGGUGCCAAUCUGAGCCCAUAACCCACACGGGGCCGGGGCUGCCCAGCCACAUGCAAGGAGCAUCACCUCUGCUGCUGACAGCAACCACAGCCCAUCCACCUGCAGACGGCUCCCGUUGGAGCACCAGCAUCACACUGACUUAUUGUCUCAUUCCUGCCCAAAAGAGAGAAAAACAGGUUCAAAGAACAGCCGUCACCCCACCAUCCUCCACAAACCGAGGCCUUUUGGCCCCUGCCCUGCAGCACUCCAGGUUUGGUUCCCAGCAUUUCCCGUCCUGCUUUCUGCCGCAGCCCUGGGCUGCACACAGCUGCUGUACCCGGCAGCCUGGCGCUGCUGCUGCCCUUCACAGCCACCAAUAAAGGUGGAACGUCCUCCUG
This is a messenger RNA of Gallus gallus (chicken), 1478 nucleotides long. RefSeq names its product myeloid/lymphoid or mixed-lineage leukemia; translocated to, 11 (gene MLLT11). Gene Ontology annotation, biological process: apoptotic signaling pathway; positive regulation of mitochondrial depolarization; positive regulation of DNA-templated transcription. The record is from RefSeq and is a predicted model, not a curated record. The coding region runs from base 212 to 463 and encodes 83 amino acids. The transcript is spliced from 2 exons. Gene Ontology annotation, cellular component: cytosol; nucleoplasm. Lineage: Eukaryota; Metazoa; Chordata; Aves; Galliformes; Phasianidae.